CCGCGACUCGUGCGGCCGUGUGCGUGCGUGCGUUGCCCUUGCUGCGGGUGCAGAACUCCAUCUGCUCCGGCGGCGGCGGCGGCGGCGGCGGCGAGGCGAGGAGAGAGAGGAUGGGGCGGCGGAUCCUGAACGACGCGCUGCGGACGAUGGUGAACGCGGAGCGGAGGGGGAAGGCGACGGCGCUGCUGCAGCCCAUCUCCGGCGUCAUGGUCUCCUUCCUCAACAUCAUGAAGCACCGAGGGUACAUUAAAAAGUUUGAGGUCAUCGAUCCCCAUAGAGUUGGAAAAAUCAAUGUAGAGCUUCAUGGAAGGAUUAAAGAUUGUAAGGCUCUUACUUAUAGGCAGGAUAUUAGAGCCAAGGAAAUAGAACAAUACAGAGUUCGGAUGCUUCCAACACGGCAGUGGGGCUAUGUCGUGAUCACAACUCCAAAUGGUGUACUGGAUCAUGAGGAAGCAAUUAAGCAGAAUGUGGGCGGGCAAGUGCUUGGUUAUUUUCAUUGAGAAGUAACAUUGUUUUCCUGUCUUGUUAUGUCUGGCCUUGUUCUCCUGUGUGUUAUCACUGAACUCUUUUUUUUUUUUUUGUACUUUUGAGUGUUGUUGCUUUUGUUCAUGGCCAACAGGAAAUGCAAUAACGCAUAAAAGAUACAGCUCAGAGCACUAGAAAAUGCCAAUUGUUAAAGAAAAAGAUUGUAAUCCUUCGUUGGACUGUUCUUUCUGUAGACUAUUGCAUCUUGAUUUUGGAGUUACUCCUACAUAGCUAUCCUCUCGACCGGAGAAGAUAUGGUCCAGAGUAUGACAGUUUGUAUCUGAUACACAAGCUUCUCUGAAA
This is a messenger RNA of Oryza sativa Japonica Group (Japanese rice), 828 nucleotides long. NCBI's taxonomy places the organism in Eukaryota, Viridiplantae, Streptophyta, Magnoliopsida, Poales, Poaceae. The record is from RefSeq and is a predicted model, not a curated record.